Messenger RNA from Ceratotherium simum simum (southern white rhinoceros), 2569 nucleotides. The record is from RefSeq and is a predicted model, not a curated record. NCBI's taxonomy places the organism in Eukaryota, Metazoa, Chordata, Mammalia, Perissodactyla, Rhinocerotidae.
UCCGGAAGGCCAGGGGCAGGGCCAGGAGCUGGACAAACAGCUCAAAGGUGAGCCAGUGUGGGGAUCUGGACCAGGCCUGGUCAGCCGGACGGCGCACCAUGAGGCUGCUGAUCUUCCUGGGCCUGCUGUGGGGUUCGGCAGCCGCAGCCCUGGGCCCGCAGUGGCCCAAGCCCGUGUUCGGGCGCCUGGCGUCUCCCGGCUUCCCCGGGAAGUACGCCAACAACCAGGAGAAGCGCUGGACCCUGACUGCGCCCCCCGGCUACCGCCUGCGCCUCUACUUCACCCACUUCCAUCUGGAGCUCUCCUACCUCUGCGAGUACGACUUUGUGAAGCUGAGCUCGGGAAGCAAGGUGCUGGCCACGCUGUGCGGCUGGGAGAGCACGGACACGGAGCGGGCGCCGGGCAACGACACGUUCUACUCGCCGGGCUCCAGCCUGGACGUCACCUUCCGCUCCGACUACUCCAACGAGAAGCCGUUCACGGGCUUUGAGGCCUUCUACGCGGCAGAGGACAUCGACGAGUGCCAGGUGCCCCCAGGAGAGGCCCCCGCCUGCGACCACCACUGCCACAACCACCUGGGUGGCUUCUACUGCUCCUGCCGUGCGGGCUACGUGCUCCACCAGAACAAGCGCACCUGCUCAGCCCUGUGCUCAGGCCAGGUCUUCACCGACCGGUCUGGGGCAAUCAGCAGCCCUGAGUACCCACAGCCAUACCCCAAACUCUCCAGUUGCACCUACAGCAUCUGCCUGGAGGAGGGGUUCAGUGUCAUCUUGGACUUCGUGGAGUCCUUCGACGUGGAGAUGCACCCCGAAACGCAGUGCCCCUACGACUCCCUCAAGAUUCACACAGACAAAGAAGAGUAUGGCCCAUUUUGUGGAAAGAUGUUGCCUCACAGGAUUGAAACCAAGAGCAACACCGUGACCAUCACCUUUGUCACUGAUCAGUCAGGGGACCACACAGGCUGGAAGAUCCGCUACACCAGCACAGCUCAGCCUUGCCCUGAUCCGACGGCACCACCUAAUGGCCACAUCACACCUGUGCAAGCCAAAUACAUCCUGAGAGACAGCUUCUCCGUCGUCUGUGAGACUGGCUAUGAGCUUCUCCAAGGUUAUCUGCCCCUGAAAUCAUUUGCGGCAGUCUGUCAGAAAGACGGAUCUUGGGACCAACCGAUGCCACAGUGCAGCAUUGUUGACUGUGGCCCUCCUGAUUAUCUCCCCAAUGGCCAAGUGGAGUAUCUCACAGGUCCUGAAAUGACCACAUACAAAGCUGAGAUUCAAUACCACUGCAAUGGAACCUUCUACACAAUGACAACAAGUGAUGGUAAAUAUGUGUGUGAGGCUGAUGGAUUCUGGACGAGCUCCAAAGGAGAAAAAUCACUCCCCGUCUGUGAGCCUGUCUGUGGAAUAUCAACCCGUACUACAGAAGGUCGUAUAUAUGGAGGGCAAAAUGCAAAGCUUGGUGAUUUUCCUUGGCAAGUCCUGUUAUUAGGUGAAGCCACAGCAGCAGGUGCACUUUUAUAUGACAACUGGAUCCUAACAGCUGCUCACGCUGUAUAUGGGCAAAGAGAAGAUGCCUCCUCCCUAGACAUUAGAAUGGGUACCCUGAAGAGACUGUCACCUCAUUAUACACAAGCCUGGGCUGAGAGAAUUUUUACACAUGAAGGUUACACUCAUGAUGCUGGUUUUGAUAACGACAUAGCACUGAUUAAAUUGAAGAACAAAGUUGUAAUCAAUAGCAAUGUGAUGCCUAUUUGUUUGCCAAGAAAAGAAGCUGAAUCCUUUAUGAGGACAAAUGACAUUGGAACCGCAUCUGGAUGGGGAUUAACCCAAAGACGUUUUCUUGCCAGAACUCUCAAGUUUGUUGACAUACCAAUUGCUGACCAUCAAAAAUGUACUGCUGCAUACGAAAAGAAGAUCUAUCCAGGGGGAAGGGUAACUGACAACAUGUUUUGUGCUGGCUUAGAAAGUGGGGGCAAGGACAGCUGUAAAGGUGACAGUGGAGGGGCAUUAGUGUUUCUAGAUAAUGCGACACAGAAGUGGUUUGUGGGAGGAAUAGUGUCCUGGGGUUCCAUUAAUUGUGGGGAAGCAGAUCAGUAUGGGGUCUACACAAAGGUCAUUAACUAUAUUCCCUGGAUCAAGAACAUAAUUAAUAAUUUUUAAUUUUAUGUUUUCAAUCAGUAAAUAUUUCCUUAUUUUUAAAAAUUACUUGUAAAAGAUCUUAGCAGCACAAUGUGACCUGAGAAACAUUAACAUGGCAGUUGUUGCUACACCAAAAAACCAACACCAAACUACAGGUGGGAUGCCAUUACAGGCGGUUCUCAGCUUGCCAGUUUUUCACCCCUUACUUAGAUUUGAGGGGACAUAAAACAUUAGAGUAAUAUUCAUCUUUGCCAAUCCAGUAGAAACUCACUGGUUAAAUUUGCAUUUAAUUACAAAGUCCAGUAUCCUUUUUUUGUACUGGCCGUUUGCAUUUCUAUAAAUUGCCUGUUCAUGUUCUUUAUUCUACUGUUUUUGGAUUUGCUCUUAUUGGUCUCUAAAAGAGCUUUAAUACAGCAGUAUUGGUUCAGGAA